This is a messenger RNA of Oncorhynchus tshawytscha (Chinook salmon), 5646 nucleotides long. RefSeq names its product ubiquitin carboxyl-terminal hydrolase 15. Gene Ontology annotation, molecular function: cysteine-type deubiquitinase activity. The record is from RefSeq and is a predicted model, not a curated record. Lineage: Eukaryota; Metazoa; Chordata; Actinopteri; Salmoniformes; Salmonidae. The coding region runs from base 66 to 3119 and encodes 1017 amino acids. Gene Ontology annotation, biological process: protein deubiquitination. The transcript is spliced from 22 exons.
GCUGUUUUACGCCCGUGUGAGACGCUUCUCUAUCCCAUCAUGCAGCGGGUGAUGUCCAAGGAAAGAUGGCGGAAGGAGGAGCGGCUGAUCUGGAUACCCAGAGAGGAGAAGUCGCAGCACUGCUGAAAACACAGCUACGAAAGGGAGAUACUUGGUACCUAGUGGACAGCCACUGGUUCAAACAGUGGAAGAAAUAUGUGGGCUUUGACAGCUGGGACAAAUAUCAGAUGGGAGACCAGAAUGUCUACCCUGGACCAGUGGACAACUCGGGGCUCCUUACAAGUGAUGGGGAUGUUCUGGCCAUCAAGGAGCACCUCAUUGAUGAGCUGGACUACAUCUUGAUCCCAACUGAAGGCUGGAAUAAGCUAGUGAGCUGGUAUCCACUGAUGGAGGGACAAGAGCCUAUCUCACGCAAGGUGGUAGAACAGGGUAUGUUUGUGAAGCACUGCAAGGUGGAGGUGUACCUCACAGAACUGAAGCUGUGUGAAGACCGCAACAUGGACAACGUGGUCACCAGACGCUUCAGCAAAGCGGACACGAUAGACACCAUUGAGAAGGAGAUGCGUAAACUGUUCAGUAUCCCAGACGAGAAAGAGACCAGGUUGUGGAACAAGUACAUGAGCAACACUUUUGAGCCUCUGAACAAACCGGACAGCACUAUACAGGACGCAGGACUCUACCAAGGACAGAUAUCCAUGCAGGUCCUGGUAAUAGAGCAGAAGAAUGAGGAUGGAUCGUGGCCUAGAGGUUCCUCUGCACCUAAGUCAUCUGGUACUUCCAAUCUUUCUGCUUUGCCAAAGAUCUCCCCUUCAUCUCUCACAAACAAUCAUAACAGCAGCUUCAACAGCAGGAAUGUGAAAAACUCCAGCUACAGCCUUCCGUCCUACCACCCUUAUAACAGCUAUGAGUGCUCCGAGGGCAGGCAGAGUGAGCGGGCUGGCCUGUGUGGUCUUUCCAACCUGGGAAACACCUGCUUCAUGAACUCUGCACUGCAGUGUUUAAGUAAUGUACCUCCUCUCACCGAGUAUUUCCUGAAAGACAAGUACAACGAUGAGUUGAACGAGGACAACCCUCUGGGAAUGAAAGGGGAGAUCGCCAAGGCCUACGCUGAGAUCACCAAGCAGUCGUGGUCUGGGAAGUACAGCUACGUCACACCACGGCCUUUCAAGACCCAGGUGGGUCGCUUCGCCCCCCAGUUCUCAGGCUACCAGCAGCAGGACUCUCACGAGCUGCUGGCCUUCCUGUUGGAUGGUCUACACGAGGACCUGAACCGCAUCAGGAAGAAACCCUACAUCCUGCUCAAAGAUGCUGAGGGCAGGCCUGACAAGGUGGUGGCCGAGGAGGCGUGGGAAAACCACAUCAAGAGGAACGACUCCAUCAUCGUGGACAUCUUCCACGGCCUCUUCAAGUCCACCCUGGUGUGCCCCGUCUGCGCCAAGGUCUCCGUCACCUUUGACCCCUUCUGCUACCUGACACUGCCGCUGCCCAUGAAAAAGGAGCGCACUCUGGAGGUCUACCUGGUCAGGCUGGACCCCCUGGCCAGACCCACACAGUAUAAACUGACUGUGCCCAAGGUGGGCUACAUAUCAGACCUCUGUACUUCGCUCUCCACUCUAUCUGGUGUCCCUGCUGAGAAGAUGAUUGUAACAGAUAUCUACAACCACCGGUUCCAUCGUAUCUUUGCCACCAAUGAGAACCUCAGCAGCAUCAUGGAGAGGGAUGACAUUUAUGUCUUUGAAGUGGCAGUGAACCGGCAGGAGGACACAGACCAUGUGGUGAUCCCAGUCCACCUUAGAGAAAAGUACAAGCAGUCAGGGUACAACCACACCUCCACUCCUCUGUUUGGCCAGCCCUUCCUCAUCACUGUCCCCAGAACACUCAGCGAGGACAAGCUCUACAACAUGCUGCUGCUACACCUCUGUCGGUUUUUGCGUUCUGUCGUUGAGGAGGAGGACACUGAGGAGACAACCCCUUCUUCAAAACAACAUAUUGUCAAUGGCAAUGCUACCAAUGGGGUCCUGGAGGAGGGCUCUCCCAGCGAGAUGGAGACUGAUGAGCAGGAUGGAGAUGACGAAUCCAGUCAGGACCAGGAGCUGCCCUCUGAGAAUGACAACAGCCAAUCAGAGGACUCUGUGGGUGGUGGGGACAACGAGCUGGAGAACGGGGUUGGUCCAGGGGGAGAGAACUCGGGGACCAAAGGUCACCAGAACCAAACGUCUAUGACGAUGGGGGAGAAGAAGAGAUUGUUUACAUUCCAGUUUAACAACAUGGGCAAGACUGACUUCAGCUUAAUCAAGGAGGAACCGCGGCACAUCCGGUUCGACGAGGGACACCUCAGACUCAGUGACCAGUCCUAUCUCUCUUUGGACUGGGAACCAGAGGUCAAGAAAAAACACUUUGAUGAGGGUAUCACGGAGGACUUUGAGAAGCAUGAGAGCAUGGAGUAUAAGCCUCAGAAGAAAGCCUUCUUCAAACUGAAAGACUGCAUCGAGCUGUUCACCACCAAAGAGAAGCUCGGAGCUGAGGACCCAUGGUACUGUCCAAACUGCAAGGAGCACCAGCAGGCCACUAAGAAGCUAGACCUGUGGUCUCUGCCUCCAGUCCUGGUGGUCCAUCUGAAACGCUUCUCCUACAGCAGAUAUAUGAGGGACAAGCUGGAUUCACUAGUCGACUUCCCACUCAGUGACAUGGAAAUGUCAGAGUUCCUGAUCGACCCUAAUGCUGGUCCCUGUCGCUACGAUCUCAUUGCGGUCUCCAACCACUAUGGAGGCAUGGGAGGAGGACACUAUACUGCUUAUGCGAAGAACAAGGAUGAUGACAAGUGGUACAACUUUGACGACAGCAGUGUCUCUCCAGCCAACGAAGAUCAGAUAGUGUCCAAAGCAGCGUACGUGCUGUUCUACCAGCGCCAGGACACAGUGAAGGGAACAGGCUACUUUAAUCUGGACCGAGAGGAGGAGGAGGAGGAGGAGGAGAGAGAGGAGGAUGGAGAGGAGGUGGAGGAGAACAGAGAAGGGAAGGAGGAGAGGAAGAGCGUCACCUCAUCCCAGGGAGCCUCUGCUUCAGUUCAGAGCGACGAAGAGGAUGUCAACGACAAUGUCACCAUGAAAACCAAAUGAGCUGGAGAAACGGAGACAGAGCGAGAGACAAUAAUAUCCAUCCUAAGCCAUAUCGACAGACACAGAGCAGUGUGCCAGGCCUGAGGCUGAUCUCUGACACCAUCCAGGCCUACAAUGAGUGGGCUACCAGGGGAAACUAACCACUGAGAAGUUUGUUAGUGCUGGAACACCGAAGCAACAUUACUAAAGAAAUCAGGGCCUAUAGUUGUCUGUGGUCCGUCCGACCGGUCUUAUUCGGGUCGCAGUGAUUCUCCUCCAUGUCCAUUCUACAUGAAUCAUUCACUCUGGAGGAAAAAGAUGUCAAGCUCUGUUCUGAUUCUGAACAAGGACAUCAUACUGAAAUCGAAUGGAUCCAUUAGAAGUGUUAGGAAGGCCAGAGUUCAGUUCAUCAUAGUAUCAAACACAGAAUGUCACAGUCAAGUGGUGUCACUGCUUUGGCGCUUCGAACCGAUACUCCCUCUCUCCCACCCACCUGCUUUAAUUUGGUUAUGUUUUUAUAUUUCUGAGAGAGCAAUGCAUUGGCAUACCAUUAUUUUUAAGCUAGGCCUUGUAAAUAUUUUUUUUGAAUGAACACUGAAUUAUUAUUAUUAUUAUUAAGUUUUCAUGAUGCGCUGAAGCCUUUUUGGGGAUUCGUCCUUACACUUUUAUUUUGUUGCACAGUCACCUGCACUCCCAUUUUGCUUUUAUAAUGAAUUGUAUAUUAGUGCCACGUACUGCAAUUGUUUUACAAAUUACUCUGAGCCAAGGUCUUCUCAGUUAAAACGCUUUGAAUGCUGCCUUUAAACACUGUGGUCAACAGAACACGCAUCCACACAUAGUGACUGCUCUGUGUAGAUUAGGAGUGCUGAUCUAGGAUCAUUUUCAACCUUUAUGAUCAUAAUGAAUAAGGUUAUAUGGACAGGGGGGACCUGAUCCUAGAUCAGCCCUCCUACUCUGCUUUGUGUAUGUGAGGAGGAAGAAGAAGAGCAAAAUACAUUUCAUAAUGUAAAACAGCCAAACUAGUCAUGUGGUGAACUUCCAUUUAGACACACAACUAAUGUACACAAUAUGAGCCUUGUGAUUAAGUUCUGUUAUUUUUUUUUCUUCCGCUGGUCACUACAGUAAGUAUCCUCCAAGCCGCAUGAAGCCACGGUCAAGGUCCAGAAACAACCCUUAAACCCCUAGACACUUUUGUAGAUCUGAAAUUAUCAGAUGGGGAUGAGAAAUGGGGCGGAAAAUGCACCUUACCUGUCACAUGACAAGGUGGAACUACUACCAUAUUGCUUACAUCCAAUUCUUUCAGAUCUUCAUAAGUGAUUAGGAGACGUGUUUGCUUAGGAGGUAAGGGCUUUUCUGGAUCGGACCCACCUCUCAGGCUUUAUGUUGCGUUACUAGCUUUACACGGCUUAUUGAGCCUCUCCUCCACUACCUGCUCCUUCUAGAGGCUUUUUGAGAUUAUGAAUAUUGGUGAUACAUUAGAUUUCUGUCUCUUGGUUGGAUCACCUCAGCCUUAACUCUUAAUCUCAGAAUGUAGCCUUUAGCACAUUAUUACGUCACGUUGUCUGUGCAUGGCCCCGAAACACAAACGCACGCGCACCUACACUUAAACAGGACAUACGAUACAUAGGACACCAAUACGAGCUGAAACUCAUUCCUACACUCACAGGAACACUUAUGUACACACCCUCACACCCUAUCUUUGCUGUCCCCAAUAGAAACAUCCAUGAAUAGCGACCGCUGCUACCGGAAAUCAACCAAUUAAAAAUAUUUUAAAAAAUCAAACACGAGAGCCGGAAUGUAUGCUGAAUGACUGACUUGAACUGAUCCACACCAGGUUUUUUUUUUUUUUGUGCCUCUUGUCUUGCUUUGGUUAAAUGUGAGGGGGGAACUAGUAGGGGGUUCAUUACCUUUGAUAGAAAUACCUGGGUACUGCUGUAUGUGUCCUCUCUUCCAAGGGAAAAUAAUGCUUCAUUGUGGUUGGUGUGUGGAGUAGGGUCUUUCUCUCUAGAGAGUGGGAGGGAUGGGUGGAUGGUUGAAUUACUGAUCAGCCUGAGUGGGUGAGAUGUGGUGAUUGCAUAUAGCAUAUAUAGUACUGUACAUAAGAGUUCACUCUGUGAGUGCACAUUUGAUAACAUUUAUUUAUUUAUAUGGAAGCAUUUAAAAAAUAAUAAAACAUAUAUUUAAAGACCUUGGCAAGAUCGAAGAUGUAAUGGGGAUUUGGGUUCAUAGACCACAAAUUCGGGGUUUUGUCAGAAAUGGCGCCCUAUACUGCAUAGAGCUCUCGUCAAAAGUAGUGCCCUAUAUAGGGAAUAGGGUGCCAUUUGGGAGAGACAGAAUUCUUACCUGUGCUUUUCUCUUCUGGGUGAUUGGAUCUUUUUGACAGGAUGUUCUAUUGUUCUGAUUUUUUUUGUAAAGGUGAAUAUAUUCAGGCAUCCUUUGCAUGACAUGGGGGUUUCCAGGUUUGGCUGCGCUUGAGUUCACUUGGGUUUACAUUUGAAAUGUGCAUGUAUAUUUACACACAAACUUCAAUAAAGUUGUGUAAAGCCUA